Molecule: messenger RNA, 4117 nt
Organism: Toxorhynchites rutilus septentrionalis
Lineage: Eukaryota; Metazoa; Arthropoda; Insecta; Diptera; Culicidae
Product: cell division cycle and apoptosis regulator protein 1-like
Exons: 11
Coding region: 210-4025 (1271 amino acids)
Biological process (GO): regulation of DNA-templated transcription
Cellular component (GO): nucleus
Source: RefSeq, a predicted model, not a curated record
GACAUUUCAAAUAAAUUUGGCAUCUCUGUUGACAAGAAAAAGGAAUCAUUCUUUUCCAGUUGUUCGUCUUUGAGAUCACCGUCGAAAAGAUUCCAUUUGUAAAAGGAAUACUUUUAUCUUUGAAGAGAUCCUCGAGGAAUUGUAUCUGAAACGUGAUUUCAUUUCUAAUCGCGUGUGAAAAAUUUUCCUGAUCACUCAAGAAAACCAAAAUGGCUUUCAGUCAGAAAAAUCCACCAUGGCAGCGUAAUACCGGGCAGAACAUUGCCGGUAUGCAAGCAAUUGUAAGCUUUCAACAAGCGCAACCUGUGUUCAAUCAAAAUCUUGCAUUGCAACAACAACAGAAUUUGCAACUGAUGCCGCAGAUGGGAUUAUCGCAGCAAUCAAUAUAUUCGCAGACAGUUCAAUAUCCAACGUCACGGCCCAUGAACACUAUUGCGUUUCAAAAUCAACCGCAGGCUCAAACGUCUCCACAGGUGAAUCAAACUACGUCAAAAUUUAACCCAAAUCAGCGCGUGUUCAGUGGAACCGGUCAUAUCACGAAGGUGCAGAAUGAGUUUGGCUUCAUCGACGAAGAAGUGUUUUUCCAUAAAAAUGUCUGCAAAGGUGCAUUCCCUAAAGUGGGCGACCGCGUAUUGGUUGAGGCAGCUUACAAUCAAAAUAUGCCUUUUAAGUGGAAUGCUACACGAGUACAGGUACUGCAGGCUGCUUCAUCAUCCAGCAGCAUCAAUCAGCCGAGACAUGUUUCUAACUACAGCUCGAGCGGUGACCGAUCCGGGCGCAACCGAUAUUCUCCACGAAAAUCGCCGGAACGUCAUGGACAUCGUUCUACGAAUCAUGAUUCUCGUCAGAGAGACGUUGACGAUGACGAUCGUCGUCGGCGCCGUGAUGACAGGGAUAACGACCGUUACCGUGACAAGCGUGACCGCACGCCUGAGCGUGAUCGUAAAGAUCGUGAAAGAAGCCCAAUUCGUAAGAUUUCUCCGAAACGUAGGAAGGUUCGUCCAAUUCCCCGUUAUAUGGUCCAAAUGCCUAAGCAAUUGUUAACACUCAAAACUGUUGAUAUUUUGGAGCUUCGUCGUCGCUACCACACACUUUACGUUCCAUCUGACUUCUUCACAUCAGAGAUACAUUGGGCUGAAUCGUUCCCACCCAACGAACCGUUUUCAAUAAAAAAGCCUUGCGCCUUUCAUGUAAUGCACAAGGAUGUGGAACCACUUCAGUCGACGGAUAACAAUCUUGAACCGCCAGAUGCGGAUUACCUAUACAGUGCCAAAGUGAUGCUGAUGAGCACUCCUCCAAUGGCUGAAAUUUAUCAAAAAAGUUUUGCCACUACUGAAGAACGUGACCGUUGCGAAGAUGAGCGGGAUUUCAUGCAUCCCACGAGAUUGAUAAAUUUUCUAGUGGGCAUUCGAGGAAAAAAUGAAACAAUGGCUAUUGGCGGAGCAUGGUCGCCUUCGCUGGACGGAGAAAAUCCUCAUUCUAAUCCGAAUGUGCUCAUAAAAACAGCCAUUCGCACUUGUAAAGGUCUCACUGGAAUUGAUCUGUCCAAUUGUACCCGUUGGUACCGUUUCGUGGAGCUCUAUUAUCGUCGUUCAGAAACCUACCACAAGGGUCGUUUGAUUCCAGCACGUGUUGAAACGGUGGUUAUCUUUCUGCCCGAUGUACGUUCCUGUCAGCCAACACCAGUCGAGUGGGAUGAGCAGCGUCUUAGUUACAAAUCGCGCUUAGAGCGUAUAGUUAAUAAUCAGAAUUCUGACAGUGCGACGAACUCUACGGCAGCAGGUGGGGAAUCGUCGACGUCACAGAUUCCAGCUGAAGGCGCAACCAUUGGCAGUUCCUCCGAGGCCGAUACAGUUUCCUCUGACCGUGUAGCAGCAUCCAGCACGAACGAGGUGGAUUCCGAACCCGCCGCCAAGGAUAAGGAUACUCCAAAUGAUCAACCGUCAUCUUCCGAGUGUGCAGAUAUCAAGCUGGCAGCAGAAGACAAUCAAAAGGAAAGUGCCGAUGAAACUAACGUGAAUGCUGAUACGAAGGAUAAUUCAACCAAUGCGACAACAAAGGUGGAUUUGAAGAAAAUGAAGGUAGCUGAUUUAAAGAUCGAGCUUGAAGCAAGGAAUCUUUCGACCGAUGGUAUCAAGAACACUCUAGUGGCUAGAUUAUCCAAAGCUUUAAAACAAGAAGAAUCAGCUGAAAGCAAUAAGGAUGCUGCUGAAAAUGAACCAAUAGAACAGGAAACUCAAAUCGAAGGGAAAUCAGGAAAAGUAGAAAAAGAAGAGGAGGAGUUUGAAACUAUGGACAACAUAGACAUGUCUGAGGUGACAGUAAUUGAUGAGUACGAUUCAACUAAGGUUGAAGAAAAAUCGAACGAUGAAUCAUCGAAGAAACCGGAACCGGUUAAACUCAGAAUGAAAGAGCGUCAGUUAUUGGAGCGACGAUAUUCCCUCCCAGAACAACCGCAUAUUAUCGUGCAUCCUUCCCGUACAGCGAAAUCUGGUAAAUUUGAUUGUGCAGUUAUGUCAUUGUCUGUUUUGCUUGACUAUCGUCCAGAGGAUACUAAGGAGCAUUCUUUCGAAGUGUCUCUAUUUGCUGAGCUUUUCAAUGAGAUGCUCACCCGCGAUUUUGGCUUUAAUAUCUACAAGGCUCUCUAUUUGCUACCAGCUAAAAACGAAGACGAUCCCAAAAAGGAAACAAAUAAAGAAGGUGUUAAGGAAGGCGAGGUCAAGAAAACCGUCAAUGAUGGAAAAACAGAGGAUACGGAUGUUGAGCCAAAGAAAGACGAAAAUGAUGACAAAGACAAGGAGCGUUCCAAAGAACGUGAUCGCGAUUCACGAAAACGAUCUCGCAUGGACGACACCUCAGAUGAAGAUCGCCGUCGUCGCGAGAAAGAGAAGGAAAGGGAACAGGUUUACACUGCUGAUCGAGAGCUGUUAUUGUCAUUUACAUACUUUGACGUUAGUCACUGUGGUUAUGUAUUCGAUAAAGAUAUUGAAGACUUGCUCUAUACACUGGGUUUAAAUUUGUCUCGCUCACAAAUUCGCAAACUGAUGUCGAAGGCGAUUACCAGAGAUGCAUUAUACUACCGGAAACUGACCGAUAAGCCCAAGAAUACAGUCGAAGAUAAAGAAGAACUUGCAACAGAUGAGACUGUUUCUGAUACAAAGCAAACAGACGACAAAGCUUCCAUAAAUGAAGAUAAACAUAACAAUGAAAUUAUCAGUGAAGAUGAAUUGAAUAACAUAGUUAUUGGAAAUAACAAUUAUAUGCAGCAACUUAAAGCAAAUCUUGAACUGAUAUUAAACACAUCAGAUGACGGGGAACCAGAUUCCAAACGAAUUAAAAUGGAAUCAGCAUCAAAAAACGAUGAGGAUGUACCUCACACAUGUGGUGGUUUGGUUGUACACAACGGGGGUGUACUGGACAUACCCAAGAUGCUGGAACAAAUCAAAAGAUCAGAAAAAAUCCGCGAAGACACUGAACUUCUCUUGAUUGACUUACGUCGUCAGAAUGCGGAUCUGCUGAAAAAUAACAACCGUGCUAAUGAUAAAAUAAAAGAUCAGUCAGCGGACCUUAAAAGCCUUUCCCGGAAACUUAUUGACGCAGAACAUAACCUGCGUGAGUUAACGAAAAAAGCUAACGAAUAUUUCUCAACACUAUCGAGUGUCUACGAUCGAGUUAGUGUGGUUAUGAAUCGCUCCGAAGGGAAACGAUCUUCUUCGAUAUCCUCUUCGAAACGUGAAAGUGUGCGUGAGCACUCGAAUCGAAAGGACGCACGAUCCAAGGAUAAAGAAGCGGAGUCUGCUAAAGACAACACAGAAAAAAAUAAGGCUGAUAAAAAAUCUGGAGAAUCUUCUGAUGUGGACGUAGCUAAAACAAACAGCGAGACCAAGAUGAUGGAAAGCCACGAUGCAAAUAAACCAGAGGACACUGAUGCUAAUAAAAAAUCUCCUGGUAAGGAUGUUCCGGAGAAAGGGCAGCCAUCCAACGAAAAGCCUAUCGACUCAACUAUCACUAAUGAGGAAAAGUAAUGCGAUUUUUUCGCAAUAUGAUUAACAAUUAAAACAUUUAUAUUCUGUUUCUCAAAGAAUACAUCAUCUGAAUUGGUAUGAAUUAAAAUAUA